Phyllotreta striolata is the source of this 661-nucleotide messenger RNA. The record is from the annotation of a GenBank genome assembly. NCBI's taxonomy places the organism in Eukaryota, Metazoa, Arthropoda, Insecta, Coleoptera, Chrysomelidae.
UGAAAUUGUAGUGACAUUAGACAAGUAAGUUGACAACAUGAGUUUCCGCUUCCUUUCUGUCAAAAAACCGUAGCCAUGAAAGCUAAAGGAGAGUUGAAAGAAUAUGAAGUUAUCGGGCGCAAAUUGCCCACCGAUAAAGAGAAAAGCCCCCCAUUGUAUAAAAUGAGGAUAUUCUCUCCCGACCCGAUCGUGGCUAAAUCGCGUUUCUGGUAUUUUCUGAGGCAACUUAGGAAAUUCAAGAAGACCACCGGAGAAAUCGUUUCGGUCAAGCCGGUACCCGAAAAAACCCCUACCAAGAUUAAGAACUUUGGUAUUUGGUUGAGGUACGAUUCCCGUUCCGGUACACAUAACAUGUACAGGGAAUACAGGGACCUCAGCGUGUCUGGAGCUGUAACGGCUUGCUAUAGGGAUAUGGGGGCUCGUCAUCGGGCUAGAGCACAUGCUAUUCAGAUUAUUAAAGUGGAACAAGUCAAGUCGAGCGACACCAGGAGGCCACAAGUCAAACAAUUCCACGAUUCGAAGAUUCGGUUCCCGUUGCCCAAACGUAUCCAACACAAGUCUAUGAACCGCUUCUCUGUCCGCAAACCCAGAACAUACUUCCUGUAAUGAGUUGUUACUAGGCGUGGAUGAAUAAAUUCGUUUAUAUAUUCUUAGGUUUAAA